This is a messenger RNA of Mugil cephalus (flathead mullet), 2769 nucleotides long. Its product is annotated as zinc finger protein 852. Gene Ontology annotation, biological process: regulation of transcription by RNA polymerase II. Bases 591 to 2345 code for a protein of 584 amino acids. The record is from RefSeq and is a predicted model, not a curated record. The transcript is spliced from 5 exons. Lineage: Eukaryota; Metazoa; Chordata; Actinopteri; Mugiliformes; Mugilidae. Gene Ontology annotation, molecular function: RNA polymerase II cis-regulatory region sequence-specific DNA binding; DNA-binding transcription factor activity.
UGUAUUUGCUGUGUUGGGCAAAAAUGUUACUACGUGAUACAACAUAAAGAGUCGUUCUAGAGACGAAAGAGUCGGCUCUUCUUUGUGAUCCUUGGCAAAGGAGUCGGCUCUCGGAAAAGACCCGAACUUCUCAUCAGUAAUCAGUAGAACCUAUGCGUGGAGCGAGGCAGUGUUUUGCAUUAGUAUUUCGUAGGCGAGCUUUGUUCGGAAUGCGCGUCCUCCGCGCUGUUUUAUAGUGGGCGUCCUCCACGCUGUUGGUUUUCCAGUGGGCGGCCCAACGGGAGAACAUAACCCGACGUGGAAACUGGUUCUCGCGUAAGACCGGCACUGGGCAUGCGCAGUGUUGUCAGUCAUCAUAAGCAGCAGCAGCAGCAGCACGGAAACGGACUCAGAGAGAGAAGAGGGGGCAGAAGUUGGAUGGCGCUUCCCUUUUGUCGCCGUGUUUUCGUGCCCUCGAACAACUGUCGAGCUCCUCUGUGAACUGCGAAAUCUCACCGUGUGUCGUCGGUUUAAGUCGAAGUUACUCCUCUGGGUUUCAUCUAACAAACGUUGUUACUGGACCACCGUCAGAUCAGCAACCACCCACGGAGAUGAUGGAGGAGUCGGUGACCGCGUUUGAGACGCAUCUGACGGCUGUCAUGGACAGUCUGAUCCGAGCGUCGGUGUGUGAGAUCACCAAACUCUUCCAGGAGACGGUGAACGACUACCUGGUGGAGCUGUCCCUCAACAGGAAGGAGAACGAGGCUCUCAAGCUGCGACUGAGGCUCACCGAGGACAAGCUGAGGACCGAGCGCAAGUACGGGCUGGGCUGGGCGGCCACCCGCCGCAGCGCCGGGCUCACGGCGGAGGAGGGAACCGGAGGGCGACCGAAACGAAAAGUUCACACGGCCCGAGGCAAGUCAAAAAAGGGCCCGGCAGCAGCCUAUGGCAAAGGCUGGCCUGGAGGUGUGUGGGAGGAAGGAGGAGGAGGAGGUGGCGGCGGCGGCGGCGGCGGUGGUGGUGGGGGAGGAGAAGGAAGUGGAGGAGCCGUGGGGAAGGUAGCAGGAGCAGGAGGACGAGGGGGGAAAGAGGCCAGAGAGAUGUACCUUAUCCAGUUCCCCCGGGAUGAAGAAGAUGAGGGAGGGAUGUUGGAGGACGAGGAAGGGGAGGGCAGCCUCAGCGGUGAGGGGGAGGAGACGGCCAACAUCAAAGAGGAGGAGGGCUAUCAACCUGCCUCUCUCCGACUAAUCAAAGAGGCUUUGAAGAUGGGUCUGCCCAACCAGAACUUCCACUCCGUCUCCAGGGCCCAAAGUGAAGGAGAACUAUCAGAUCGCCCCCCGACUCUUCAUUCGGGAGAGAAAGAAGAGGAGGACUGGGAGGUGAGCUCGGCGGAACCGUCGGAGGGGGGCAUGACCAUGGAUGAGCUGAGGGGCUUGGAGUCUGCGCUGAGGGCUGAGAGAGGCCGCGAGCAGGCUGCCAUGACGACCUCUCAACCCGUCAGCCCCGACUCGGAGGCAGUGCGAGGGAGCGAGAUCAGCUUGGCCCCGAAGUACAUCGGGCUUGAUGGAAUGGAGCAGGACGGAGAGCUGGAGCCUCAGCCUCCCACUCUGGAGAGAGAGGACCAAAUAGGGCAAGGCAGGUCGAAGGACGGCGCGAGGGCCGGAGUGGUCGCAGGAGUCGAGCUCAGGCUGGGUUGGUCGAAGAAGUUGAGAGAGGGCGACUCGGCUGCGGUCAUGCCCGGUUGUGAUGGGAUGGAGCAGGGGGAGUCGGAGCACCUGCCCAGCCUGUCUGCUCCAGGGAGUGUCGGGGAGAGCGGAGGGGAGGAGGAGGGUGGCGCGGACCUGCUCCACUUCUGCCCACAGUGUGGGGGAGGCUUCACCUCGGAGGCAGAGCUGGAGGAGCACCCUUGUCCACUAGGGGGCGCCCAUUUACAGAGCGGCGGAGCGGAGGAUGGCGUUUUCCCUUGCGCUCACUGUGGCAACACAUUCAGCCACGCCUGGGCUCUUAAGAACCACGAGUGUGCCUGCGCUGCCGAGCGGCCGCACUGCUGCGAGAUCUGCGGGAAGCGCUUCACACACUCGCGCUCGCUGGAACGCCAUCACCUAGUGCACACGGGCGAGAGGCCGCACCGCUGCCCGCAGUGUGGACGCAGCUUCAGUCGCCUUGGCAACCUGGAGCGGCACCAGCGCAUCCACACGGGGGAACGUCCGUACGGUUGUGAAGCCUGUGGGAAACGUUUCAGUCGUGUGGAAUACUUAAAGAGACAUCAGCUCUUACACAACAGUGACAAGGCAACGCUCCAGUGCUCCAGCUGUGGACGAGGCUUCAGUGACGUGGAGCAACUAAAGAACCACCAAUGUUUUUAGAUUCUCCUCCUCCUUAAAAUAUCUGAUGGACCUUGAAAGUAAGAGCUGGUGUUUAAUUUCUGUAGAAUUUAGCUGAUGAAUGUGACUGGUACAUCCUUGUGUUAUUCUCAGUGAUUAUCUUAAAGACAAUGAAGCACAUACGUGUGUGUACACUUCUUGUCCAGUAAUUAAAAAAAGGCACAUUUCCAGAGCUGGCGGGAAGUCAGUUGUACAUGGUGUUUCUGUACAGGAGGAGAAGUAAAACUGGAGCUGUUCUCAUUAUGUACAAAGCUUUCACUUAUUUAUGAUUUCUGUCUUUUAUCGUUGACUCAUGUUAAAGCUGAUGGCCUUGAUUUCCUCUGAAGACUAUUUGACAGUAUGGUAUUUUGUAUGUUUGUGUUUUUGUCACAUUGUUAAGAAAUAAACAUUUCAGAUCAUCAGAAGA